Molecule: messenger RNA, 2481 nt
Organism: Caretta caretta (loggerhead turtle)
Lineage: Eukaryota; Metazoa; Chordata; Testudines; Cheloniidae
Gene: THG1L
Product: tRNA-histidine guanylyltransferase 1 like
Biological process (GO): tRNA modification
Molecular function (GO): magnesium ion binding; tRNA guanylyltransferase activity
Source: RefSeq, a predicted model, not a curated record
CUUCCGGUUCCGGGCAUGCGGCUGCGUGUCCGGGAAGUUGCUGCUGCCGCCGCCGCCGCCGCCGUUGGGCCUGGGACGAGGGCGCGGCUGGGCGGCGGCGGCCGCCGGGCCCCCAUGGCGAAGAGCAAGUUCGAGUACGUGCGGGACUUCGAGGCGGACGACACGUGCCUGCCCAACUGCUGGGUGGUCACCCGGCUGGACGGCCGCAACUUCCACCGCUUUGCUGAGCAGCAUGGCUUCAGUAAGCCUAAUGAUGACCGUGCCCUCCAUCUGAUGACUAAGUGUGCCCAGACUGUGAUGCAAGAGCUGGAGGAUAUUGUCAUGGCUUAUGGACAGAGUGAUGAAUACAGCUUUGUUUUUAAAAAGAAAAGUAACUGGUUUAAAAGAAGAGCAAGUAAGUUCAUGACUCACGUCGUCUCCCAGUUUGCCUCCAGUUAUGUUUUCUACUGGAAGGAUUAUUUUAAGGACCAGCCACUCCUGUAUCCACCCGGAUUUGAUGGACGAGUUGUCUUGUAUCCCAGUAACCAGAAUUUAAAGGACUAUCUCAGCUGGAGACAGGCAGAUUGCCACAUUAAUAACCUCUAUAAUACAGUGUUUUGGAUGCUUGUGCAGCGAAGUGGCUUGACACCAGUCCAAGCACAAGACAGAUUACAGGGAACUUUGGCUGGAGACAAGAAUGAGAUUUUAUUUUCUGAAUUCAACAUUAACUACAACAAUGAGCCUUUGAUAUAUAGGAAAGGAACUGUACUAAUAUGGCAGAAGGUUAAAGAAGUCACUACAAAAAGAAUAAAACUGCCAAAGGAAACGGAAGAGAAGGAAGUUGAAGUGACACGGACCAGGAGUAAAGCUGUCCCACUGCACUGUGACAUCAUUGGGGACCAGUUCUGGGAGGACUAUCCAGAAAUCCUAGCUGAUAGCUGACCUUCCCAGUUUGAGUUCUUGUGCAAACAACAGGAAACAACUUAUCUGCAUGAGCUUCUGGGAAGUGAGGACUGUGGGGUGAGGCUCGGAUAAUUUAACUUUGUAAUUCAGCAUCCACAUUUUGAGUGAUGUUGUCUUAGAAACAGUGUCCUUGCCUGUCAUGCAGCUAUAUCUAUCUGCAGAAGCGAAAAUCAUGGUACUUUCAAAGGGAAAGAACUUUUAUAUAAAAUUACAAAAUUAACCCUUGUAAAUGCAUAUUUGCAUUGACUUAUAACAACAUCAUCAUGCAUGUAUGUAGGAUCUUUCACAUUAACGACACAGGGUGCUUUAUAGAGUUACUCCGCUAAAACCAUCUACUCUUUGGAACAGUUAAAAGCAGCAGAAAGAUUUUCUUUAGGUUUGUUUUAAACUCUGAAACAGACUAAAGACUUGGAAUAGUGCCUUGAAUCAAGUUCCAUAACCAGGGAGCUUUGUUACAAAAAUUCUCUAGCAGUCCACAUCUCAGGCCUAUGUUGAAGAUACACAAAGUAGCCCAACAAUUUGCUGUAACUAAUUUUAAAGGGGUUUUUCUCAUGUGUAAAUUACUUUUCUAUUUUUUUAAAGAUGCAGAAAUGUAAUUCUCCCCCUCCUAUGUUUAUUCUUCAGAGUUUUUUGUCGCUGUGGCUUUGCUAGUUAUUAGUGAAGGUCUCAAAUGGCCAAAUGUUGUAAUAAAGUUCUCAUACAGAUUUCUGUCGUGGUAGGAGGUGUGUGUAGGUCAUGCUCUCAUUUUUCUGCUCACUGGGAAACCCUCUGGCUCCUGCUGGCUAGGAUUAUGGAAACUAGCAGAGAAGAGGGAGAGAAGAUCUUAUUGCUUAUAGUUGGGAAGGUCUUAUGUUACUCUUGUUUGAUCCAUGCAGUGGUAUAGAUGACAGUUCCUGCUACAAGAGGAGGCAGAGAUGAGUCAUGAUGGGAUGGAUGAGGAGAAACUACCUUGGAGUGUGUACCUGAAGGAAUUUGGUGCCCUGGCCCACAUAUAGUUUUUGUGCUGAUUUAACUAUUUUGGUUAGAGGAAUACUUGUUACCAAAGUAGUUAAAUCAGCUCAGUCCCUAGUGUGGACACAGUUAUACCAGUAUAUUUAGGGGGAUAAGUUUAUAAAAGUGUAUACUGAUAUAGAAGCAUCCACACUAAGGAUGGUACCAUUUUAACUAUACGGGUUUCAAAUGACAUAGUUUAACUGUCAGAUAAGGUGGGGAGGUAAUAUCUUUUAUUGGACCAACUUCUGUUGGUGAAAGAGACAAGCUUUUAAGCUUACACAGAACUCUUCUUUAGGUUUGAUUAAACUAUGUUGACAAGUACUUGGUAAGGAAUUGUUCAUGCUUCGCAGGCUGGGCAUAGACAAUGAAAGCAAGGAGCAACUAUGACUAAAGAAGGUUGACACUGGACUUGUCUCUCAUUAAUUAACAUUCCAGCCACUCCUCCCCCCCCCAGAAGAGAGCUGAUUUACAGCAAUAUGUAUCUUUUUUUACUAUUAUUUAUUCACAACCUGUCUGAAAAGCACUAAUAAAAAAUUACGGAGUCAA